AUUUUUUCUCACUUUUGUUGUUUUAAACAAUCUUUUGAUCAUUCAAAAUGAUGCCCCAACAAGAGAACCACAAUGGUACAACAUUAACUUUUCAGAAUGUCAACAAAAGUCAACAAAGACAAAGAUUUCCUUCAUCUUCCUCUUGACAUUCCUGUUCUCUAAUUAAUAAUUGUAUUUAUGUGUUGGGGUUUUGAUUCAAUCAAUGAAUAACAUCAAUCUUGUAAUAGUUUCGCUUGUAAUCGCGAUUGUAGCCAUCCAACCCCUUGCGCAAGAGCAAACCGAUGUAGGUGAGGCAAAUUUCGUCACUGUUCUUAGCAUCGAUGGUGGGGGUGUUCGUGGCAUUGUUCCCGCCACCUUGCUUGCUUUUCUUGAAUCCAAAAUUCAGGAAAUAGAUGGGCCAGAUGCACGAAUUGCGGAUUAUUUUGAUGUAAUAGCCGGAACAAGCACAGGAGGGCUGAUGACAACUAUGCUUGCAGCUCCUAAUGAGAAAAAUCGUCCCAUGUUCGCCGCAAAAGACAUUACCAACUUCUACUUUCAACAUUCGCCUAGGAUCUUCCCUAAAAUAGGACACACAUUUGAUGAGGCGCAACCUUAUCCUUCUCAAAACGAAGCCUGCGAAAUGGGUCGGACCAAAUUCAUGAAUUCGGUAGUAACCGUACUUGGUGAGGCCACCGGACCAAAGUAUGAUGGUAAAUAUCUUCGAGCCAUGGCAAAGAUGAUGUUAAAAAACCUCACUAUUAAAGAUACGUUGACGAAUGUUGUCAUACCUGCUUUCGACAUUAGGCGGCUUCAACCUGUUAUCUUCUCCUCUGCUCAAGGAAAAGAGGUCGCGUGGAAAAAUGCUUUGCUAGCAGACGUAUGCAUUAGUACCGCGGCGGCACCAACAUUUUUCCCGCCAUACUAUUUUGAGACUAGAGACGUCGAUGGAACCAAGCACACUUUUGAUCUAAUCGAUGGCGGGGUAGCUGCAAACAAUCCGACACAUUUGGCUAUCACACAUAUAACCAAAGAAGCGGUGAUGGGGAAAUACAGGUUCUCUGGCCCGGAGGUUUUCGACGGAAGACGGAUGCUUGUGCUUUCACUCGGCACUGGUACGCAGACGUACAAUGACUUAUAUACUGCACAAAAGGCUGCAAAAUGGGGGUUGCUUAGUUGGAUCUUUACCAAUGGUACUGCGCCAAUCCUCCGCAUUUUUGGUGAUGCCAUGUCAGAUAUGGUCGACAUCCAUGUGUCAACUAUAUUCCAAUCGUUGCAAGUCGAAAAAAACUAUCUGCGUAUUCAGGAAGAUAACUUGAAAGGGGAAGCAACUGCAAUGGAUAUUUCAUCACCUGAGAACAUGAGGGCGCUAGAGGACAUUGGCAAGAAAUUGUUGAAGAAACCGUUGUCGAGAUUGGAUGUGGAGACAGGCAAGCUUGAACCAGUUAAAGGAGAAGGUACGAAUGCUGAUGCAUUAGCACGUUUCGCCACUUUGCUUUGUGCCGAACGAAAGCGCCGCAAUCCAGCUUAAUUGGUUUAACCAGUUUGUGCAUAGCCAGGGGAAUCCAACCCUGGGUGGUUUGUUUUUCUAGGGGCAGCUGUAUAUAUACUAGGUUAAGUUAGCUAUCCAUGUGAGAUGAGAGUGUUGAAAACAAGUCCCUUCACCAUGCCAGGAAAAAAGUGGACUAGCGUAAGUCGAACGGUUAUGUGCUCCAAACUUGUGGCUAUGUAUUUUAACCAUUUCGAGUA
Molecule: messenger RNA, 1725 nt
Organism: Helianthus annuus (common sunflower)
Lineage: Eukaryota; Viridiplantae; Streptophyta; Magnoliopsida; Asterales; Asteraceae
Product: patatin-like protein 2
Exons: 7
Coding region: 203-1507 (434 amino acids)
Biological process (GO): lipid metabolic process
Molecular function (GO): monoacylglycerol lipase activity; glycerophospholipase activity
Source: RefSeq, a predicted model, not a curated record